AUGGACGCCAAUAAGAUUAACUGGAAGGAUGCCUUCCUGUUCUUCUACUGGGAUUUGCACGAUGAAGACACUGAUUCUCCUCUCGCAAGCAAAGCGAAAUACGACAACUUCAUCAUGGAGUUCUUGAAGGGAGAGCGCUUGCCUCUCAACACCCUGUCUCGCCCCAAGUCAUGGAACCACCUGCUAUGGCACCUCAUGCGAUCCUCCCUAUACCAGACAGGCAACAGCAGGAGCAACUACAAUUGGCUCUAUGAUUCUCCCUCUGAGACCGAAGAACCCUGGGUGAACUGGAUGGAACUCCUCGACAUCUACAGCGAACAAGUCGAAUUUGAUGAACGAAAUGAAUACGACGAUCACAUAUUCUGGGUUCUGGAAUACCUGGAGGAACGCGCAUACGCAAACGUCCACUGCAACCUGACAAUGAACGAGGCGUGGGCCAGCAACCCCUAUCUUCUGGGAUUCGGAGACUUUCAGGGUCUUCGACUUGACUGGGCGGUGUCGCUUCCCUUCAAUGGUGCUUCAUCAUACGAAUUAGGAUUGCCUUUGAUCCUCGACCAAGGCUUUAUCAUCAAUCACGAGGUCGCUUCAAACGCCAUCCAUCUUCAUUAUGAUAGAGACCGGCUAGGAAAUCGAAAAUUGCUCGGCGCAGCACAAUUCUACUAUACGAGUAUGAUUCGAUGGGCUAAAUAUAUGGCCGGAAGAGGCAGAGUUUCGAGCAUUGGCAACUUCUUUCUGAGACAUUCCGAAUUUCGCCACUGGCCGAAGCUGGACAACGCCGCUGAUAGAUUGCGCAUCACGAAGGAGCUGUGGGAGAGCAUUAGAAGAUAG
Molecule: messenger RNA, 828 nt
Organism: Colletotrichum fioriniae
Lineage: Eukaryota; Fungi; Ascomycota; Sordariomycetes; Glomerellales; Glomerellaceae
Source: RefSeq, a predicted model, not a curated record